UUAAACUGGCUGCAGAUCCAUUCGCGAGAACGGCUGAUGGGAAGGAUUGUCUAAGCACCAUGGGUGACGAGGUUGAGGAGCCGGAGCCGGAGGAGCCGGAGGAGCCGGAGGAGCCGGAGGCGAAUUCGAAGCUUGCGGACGCCAGAGAGAAGGAGGAGCUCCGAGGAAAGGAGGCCUUUCAGAGAGGGGAUUAUGAGGAGGCGGUCAAAGCAUGGACGGCAUCCUUGCGCUCCGUCAAGUACCUCUUGGAAAAGAAUCUGUAUGCGCACAAUGCUGAGCAUCAGAAGGAGGUAGAGAAGAUGGAUGUGAGAUUCAACCUGAACCUCGCCAUGGCCCACAUCAGGAUGCGGGAGUUCGGCAAAGCGAUUGAAUUUGCGGACAAUGCGUUGAAGCGGGAUCCAAAGAACACCGUGGCGCUGUAUCGGAAGUCCCUGGCGCUGAUGGAGGUCCUGAACUUCCCGGAGGCCAUGGUGUGCUUGCAGCAGUUCCUGGAGAUCUCGCCGGACAGCAAGUCGGCCCAGGAGAUGCUGCAGAGGGCGAGAUACCACGAGAAGAAGGGCGAGCUUCGGGCCAAGAAGAUCGCGAAGAGGAUCUUUGGAUCGCAGGCUUCGUCUUCGGGCACUUCGGGCGCUUCUUUUGGCGCCUCGGGGCUGCUGCAGCGACUGCGGCAAAUCUGCUGCAGGCGCCGCAAAGAGGACUGAGAGCUGUCCGAGCCGUUAGCAGAGGGUCUCCUCCACUUGCUUUGGAUUACGGACCAUGGAGGCAGGGUUGUUGUUGGGAA
This is a messenger RNA of Effrenium voratum, 781 nucleotides long. NCBI's taxonomy places the organism in Eukaryota, Dinophyceae, Suessiales, Symbiodiniaceae. The record is from the annotation of a GenBank genome assembly.